ACCUCAUUCUAUUCGCUCCCUUCCCUCCCUCCCUCUCUCCCCGGACUACAUAAUAUAUGCUGUCGCAAUUGCGCACCGCCGUUGUUCCUCCUCCUCCACCAUCUGCACACCAAUUCACGCGUCACCCAAGACCUCCACCGUCACAGACCGUCCCCGGCUCACACUUAUCACCGCUUGCUCCCGCGCCCCCACUACAACUUCUGGUCAACGGUCACGCAAACGGCGCGUUGAGUAACAAUUGGACGAGCGUCAAUCACGACCCAUACAUACCGUUUCCCCACCACUCCGGCGCAAUGGCAGGCGGACCUCCUUGGACGGAUGCGGAAAAGAUCCAACUCUUGGUUGAAAUCCUUAAGGACUGCGAGGUCGUCGCGCCGAAUUGGCGCAACAUCAGAGUCCCUUCUGGGCGCACGAGUCUUCAGGCACAACAGAUUUUCGCCCUCCUCACCACAUCCCCGGAUAACUCACCGGCAGCUUCCCCGACAGCUGUCUCGGCCCCCCCGCCGCCGCCGCCGCCUCCAGUGCAGCAGCAGCCGCCACCGCAACCGACAGCUGCCCCAACCCGUAAACGCUCGAAUCCCUCGCAGAAUCCCAAUGCCCCUAAGCGCAAACGAGGCAGACCGUCCAAAGCAGAUAUCGCGCUACGAGAGCAAUCGCAGGGUGGAACCUCUACUGCGACAUGGCAGCCACAGAUGUACACGCCCGACCAAGGUCGCGGAGGAGUUUCGUUGCUCGCGGCUGCCGUAGGAGGUGCCGCCGGUUCCCAACAGGGCUCGAUACAGCAGCAGCUGAGCCAGUUGCCGCCAUUGAAGAAGAAGAGGGGUCGACCCACGAAGGCGGAAAUGGAGGCUAGGCGCGAGAGGGAGAGACUGGAGAUUUUGGCCGCUCAGAGAGUACACGGUGGAGACCUCCCGGCGGAUGUCGAGGAACAGGAACGACAGAAGCUCGAAACGGAGGAAGGACAGACACGCAGGCUCGGCAACGAAUUGGAAGCAGAGCUGGCCGCUGCACAAGCCUUGGAUAUCGAGGAUGAUGAUAGCGAAGAGGGCGGCGCCGAUUCCCCGGAUACGGAGGAUUGAUCGCCGGCCAACCGGGUCACUUACUCGUCUAGCAUACGGGUCCCAAUGGCAGUAGCUCGCGUGGCAGAAACGUUCCUAUAAUUCGACCUUUUUCUUUUUUUCUUUUUUUUCUUUUUUCCUUUUUUCAUUCCUCUUCGCAUUCCACUUCUACGACGAAUGGUAG
Tricharina praecox is the source of this 1242-nucleotide messenger RNA. RefSeq lists its product as uncharacterized. The record is from RefSeq and is a predicted model, not a curated record. Lineage: Eukaryota; Fungi; Ascomycota; Pezizomycetes; Pezizales; Pyronemataceae. Gene Ontology annotation, molecular function: DNA binding. Bases 57 to 1079 code for a protein of 340 amino acids. The transcript has 3 exons.